AUGAAUCUACACAGUGAAUGCACCAUUGUCAGUGAACCUCCGGAUUUGGAAAAAAGCAUGGAGUUUUCCAGGGCCGGAGAGGCGGAUGCUGCCCAGUCUCAAGUCAUCAAAGUAUGGUCCAUCAAUUACACUUUCGUUAAGGGAGUCGAAACCCCAUUCAUUGAUACCUUGGAAGUAGAAUUGAUGUCUAAUGGGGCGAAGAAGGCUGUGAUGAAAAACAGGACGUAUACCGAUGUGAUGGAGAUGGACGGAGGCGAGGAUGCAGUGACAGAAUUUGGGCUUAUUUCCGAUAAGCCGAUCGAAAAAGCAGAAAUAGGGAACAUGUAUUGCCACUGA
Messenger RNA from Penicillium samsonianum, 336 nucleotides. RefSeq lists its product as uncharacterized. NCBI's taxonomy places the organism in Eukaryota, Fungi, Ascomycota, Eurotiomycetes, Eurotiales, Aspergillaceae. The record is from RefSeq and is a predicted model, not a curated record. The transcript has a single exon. Bases 1 to 336 code for a protein of 111 amino acids.